Messenger RNA from Cyphellophora europaea CBS 101466, 765 nucleotides. RefSeq lists its product as uncharacterized. Bases 1 to 765 code for a protein of 254 amino acids. The transcript is spliced from 2 exons. Lineage: Eukaryota; Fungi; Ascomycota; Eurotiomycetes; Chaetothyriales; Cyphellophoraceae. The record is from RefSeq and is a predicted model, not a curated record.
AUGCCGCCCAAACCCUCCGUUCGCGGAGAGUACAUCGAGACCGAAACGGGCAACAAGAUCUCCCGCCGCGCCUCCAUCCUCGGGCCCAAACACAUCAUCCUCGCCGGCAAAUGCGUCAUUCAAUCCGACGUCGUCAUCCACGGCGACCUGGUGCGACCAGCGCAGGCCACCACUCCGUCGGCUAGCAGCAACGCACACCAACGCACCGCCUCCACCGCCGACCCCUCCAAAGCAGAUCCCUCUUCUAAACCCCCGGCCGCAGCACCCGAGAACCAAACCUCGGUGCACCUUGGCCGCCACGUCUACCUCUCCCCCGGCGUCGUGCUACACCCGCCCUCGCGCCUCAGCACGGUCACGACCCCCAACGGGCCCGCGCAAAUGACCGUCUACUACCCUUUACGUAUUGAUUCGCACGUCUUCGUCGGGACGGGCAGCGUGGUGCGCGCGGCGGAGAUACGGUCGCAUGUGCAUAUUGGUGCGAAUGUCGUGGUGGGGAAUAUGGUGGUCAUCAAAGAAGGCGUGCGGGUGUUGGAUGGGAGUGUGCUACCGGCGAACAGUGUGUGGGCUUCGGGGGCGGUGGUGGGUGGCAGGCCUGCGAGGGUCGUGGGGAGUGUGGGUGAGGGGUGGGGAUGGGGUGGUGAGGCGACGGCGACGAGCGCGGGAGGCAAGGGCGGGCCGGGGGGUUUAGGAGGAGGGGAGGUCGAGGCUAGUGUGGGUCCGAGGGUGAGGGAGCGCUGGGCGGGCGUGAGUAACAAGAAGGUGUGA